Molecule: messenger RNA, 2442 nt
Organism: Pyrus x bretschneideri (Chinese white pear)
Lineage: Eukaryota; Viridiplantae; Streptophyta; Magnoliopsida; Rosales; Rosaceae
Exons: 5
Coding region: 130-888 (252 amino acids)
Source: RefSeq, a predicted model, not a curated record
AAGAAACUCUUAGUGUUGAAAUGACAAAAAGCCCCUUGUGCCUAACCGGAAAUUGCGAGGGCCGAGUGACCCAGAGGCCGCUCUGUCAUCUCUUUCUCAUAGGAGAGAGACAGAGUAGAGAGAGAAGCAAUGGCAAUGUUCGUGGGUGGGAAAUUCCAGCUGACGAGUAACCCUAGGAUUAACCAAGACGCCAACCACAGCCUGGAGGGCAACAUAAACCCUCGCCGUCUGCCCCACCAUCUCAGGCUGCCGCCUCGACGGCCCAGCUCACUGCCCGUCCAGUCGCAGUAUGUUAACGGAGCAUCUGGGCCGUCAGUUUCAUCGCUAUACACUGAAACUCUCGGAUCUCCAUCACUUUCUCAGACUUCACUUCUUCACCUCCCUCAGUGGAACCUCACCCACCGCCGCAUCGUCUUCCUCAAUGUCGUUGCUUGCGCAGUAGCAGUUUCCGCAACGUGGCUCUUCUGCUCUGCUAUCCCCGCCCUACUGGCUUUCAAGAAGGCAGCUCAAUCACUCGAAAAACUGAUGGAUGUUAUGAGGGAAGAGCUUCCCGACACAUUAACUGCUGUUCGUUUAUCCGGAAUGGAGAUUAGUGACCUCACUAUGGAGCUCAGUGAUCUUGGACAGGAAAUUACACAAGGCGUUAGAAGUUCCACUCGAGCUGUUCGCGUGGCGGAGGAGAGGUUGCGCCGCUUGAAAAACAUGGCUCCAUCAGCAUCGGUGCAGGUAGUAAGUCAGAAAACUGAGGUGCCAGGGCCCAUUUUGGCUAAAACUGCAAGAGGCAUACGGGAGGGGAUCCUGAAUGGUCGUGCUCUAUGGCAAAUGUUUUUCACUCUUACCCGGUUUUCUAGGUUGGCACUUCACUAUUUAACAAAUCGAACUAAGUAGUAGGGUAGAUCACAACACAUGCAAGAGCAUCACGGUGAGCCGCAUCAAAUUUUUGUGAAUGUACAUAACUUUUCACAUUUUCAUUUUUCAGUUUAAUAAUUGAAGUUUUUUUUUUUUUUUUUUUUUUUUUUUCACUUAAUGAGGAUUUUCCGUUUCAGAGUGUUGCUUCAAGAUAGACAUCCUUUGAUUUGCUUCUUGCUUUGUGCUGUUACUGUUAGUACCUCGUAGAUUUGUAUGAGAACACCUCCGCAAUGCUUUCUACUUGACCAAAUAACAUCAUCUCCUUGUUAUAAACUCCCCCCUAAUACUUAACAGCUUAAUUAAAGUUGGUGAAUUCAAAGUGUGCAAUGUUAUAAUCUGAUUUUAUUUUGUGCUGUGAUUGCUGAUUAAUUUUGGGCAUUAGAGCUUAGUUAUGAUCUGAAUAUAGAAUUGUGCUGAAAUUGUAAAGUGUGCAAUGUUAUGAUCUGAUUUUAUUUUGGAAUUGAGACAUUAGAGCUUAGUUCGUUUGGAUGAGGGAAUUUAAACUGGCAUGGAACUUAGGGUAAAUUUUUUGAGUAUGCAAUACAUUUGAGUAGUUCAUUGGUAGUGUUCCUGUCAUUUAAUUUUAACAAUUGAGGAUAAGUUGUUAGUAAUUUGAAACGUAGCGUUAAGGGUCAAUGUGUUGUAUAUCCAGGGCUAGAACGAAAACUAGAUUGAAAAUAUAGUUGAAUGUGAGGUUGCUAGAUUUAAUAUAUGUAAUGGUACCACAUUACUGAAGAGAAUGGAUACUCUAGGAAUCAUAAGACAUGAACCAAAAGUAAGUUGCGGUUAAUGUCAAUAAUAGAGUGCCUUGCUUGGCAUUUAACUCGUAUGGGAGAAACAAUGUUGAUACUUGGUGAUGGGUAGUUACAUGAGUGAGAUUUUAUCUAGAUCUAGUAGCACGGACAAAAAUUCUAGGGAAAUACCCAAAAACAGGACAAUUUCUUAAUCUUGAGACAAAAAUAGGACAAAUCGGCCAUGCACAAAACCAAAAUUACUAAAAUACCCACAUAUAAAUAGUAAAAAUGCACAGAUGAUGACAUCAUUUUUAUGGGUUGGAAGAGCAGGAUGUCGAGAGAGCUCUGGUUUUUGUGUUGAGCUCAAAGAUGUGAGAGCAAUGUCUAGGAGGAAUCGAACUUGCUUCUGAGCAAACAAUUCGAGGAGCACCAGAAGGAUCCUGAGAAGCCCACCAAGGCCUCGCUGGAGAACUUGUAGCAUGUGAAUGGAGGCGGUAAUGGGUGCGCGUGGACUGCAGAUGGGCUGCCGUUGGGGCGCGUGAGCAUGAUGGGUAAGCUUAUGGGUCAGGCUCAAUGGGACUCAAGUCUCAUUGCAAUGAGUUCUAUACCAGUGAUGUUUGUGAGUGUUUUGUUUGAUUUUCUUGAAUUAACAGUUUGGAAUUGUGCAAUGUCUGGAUGUCUGUGUUCUAUUGGGCCCUCAGUAGCUUUGAUGUCGUUGAUUUUCGAUAACAGAUUGAUUCAAUUUUGAUUGUGUAUUUAAAUUAUGUUAAAUUAGCUAAAUUUAAAUCUCGUUGUGGUA